Messenger RNA from Boleophthalmus pectinirostris (great blue-spotted mudskipper), 4316 nucleotides. It is a transcript of the gene epha2a, whose product is annotated as eph receptor A2 a. The transcript has 16 exons. Gene Ontology annotation, cellular component: plasma membrane; neuron projection. Bases 109 to 3033 code for a protein of 974 amino acids. Lineage: Eukaryota; Metazoa; Chordata; Actinopteri; Gobiiformes; Gobiidae. Gene Ontology annotation, biological process: cell surface receptor protein tyrosine kinase signaling pathway; axon guidance; protein phosphorylation. The record is from RefSeq and is a predicted model, not a curated record. Gene Ontology annotation, molecular function: protein binding; ATP binding; transmembrane-ephrin receptor activity.
UAUUUGGCAAAGAGGAGAGAACAGUGAACGCUGGCGGAGCUAAGCGCACACUUUGGAUUAUAGCCAGGAACAGGGCACACGACUUUUGCCAAACAGAAGUUGUGGAAGAUGGAGCUCCGUGGGGUUAACUUAUUUUUGUUUUUAUGUUUUAGUCAAGUUUUUUCAAGUCUUCAGUCAAAAGAACAAGUAUUGCUGGAUAUGAGAGCGUCGGGAGGAGAGCUGGGAUGGCUGACGUUGCCAUUUGAGAACGGAUGGGAAAUUGUCCAAACAGUAGUCAACGGUUCACUUCUUUACACCUACAGUGUUUGCAAUAUAGAAUCUACAGAACAGGACAAUUGGUUGCGCACUACUUUCAUCCAGAGGCGACCAGGGACAAGCCGAGUGUCCGUAGAGCUCAGAUUUGUCGUACGAGACUGCAAUACAUUUGGAGGCGCAUCUGUCUCCUGCAAAGAAACCUUCAAUCUUUUUAUUUCCGAAGCCGAUGCCGACGUAGGAACCAAUUUCCGCAAAGGACAGUUCCGAAAAGUCGCCACAAUCGCACCGGAUGAGAUCACGAGAGGACGCGUGCUCAAAGUCAACACUGAGACGAGAACUGUGGGCCCGCUCUCAAGAAAAGGCUUCUAUCUCGCCUUCCAAGAUAUGGGAGCUUGUGUGGCAUUGCUGUCUGUCAGAGUCUACUAUAAAACAUGCCCAUCCACAGUGCAGAGUUUGGCCAUGUUCCCAGAGACGGUCGCAGAUUCACUGAGUGAAGUGGAGGGAUCGUGUGUGGAGAACGCUGUCAGUACAACCACCCCGAAAAUCUACUGCACCGCUGAGGGCGAGUGGGUGGUACCCGUGGGCCAGUGCCAAUGUCUCCCGGGUUACGAGACGACCGGGGACUCGUGCCAAGCUUGCAAACCGGGCUAUUUCAAACCAGCUCUUGGGAAUGACUUGUGCCGAGUUUGCCCAGACAACACCAGACCCUCUGACACUGGAGCUACCAAAUGUGAAUGUGAAGAGGGAUAUUUCCGCUCCCCCUCAGACCCCCUCACUGCCGCCUGCUCGGCUCCUCCCAGUGCCCCCCAUGACCUCAUUUCCACCACACUGUCUGCAGAGGGCAAGCUACAGCUGUCCUGGGAGCCUCCUCUUGUAACCGGGGGUCGAUCUGACCUUACCUACAGCGUGGUGUGUGAACUCUGCGAUGCCAGCUCGUGCGUCCCGUGUAGCGACAAAAUACGCUUCGACCCCUCCCCCUCGGACCUCCAGGAUACCUCGGUUAUAGUUGGGGACUUGGAUUCUCACCUUAACUACACUUUCACCGUGGAGGCGCACAGCGGAGUGUCCCAGUACAGCUCAAAGAGGCCCAUAGCAACAAUCACCACGGCGCUGGACUAUCUGGCACCUCCCAAAGUGACUCUGAUCCACCUGGACGAGCGCAGUUCCACCAGUCUGUCCCUGUCCUGGGUCCUGUCCCGAAGACCACCGGCCCACAUCAACCACCGCUACGAGCUCAUGUACAGGCGAAAGAAUGAAGAAGGGGAGAGGGAUGUGACCACUUACACGGUCCUGAUUUUGGAGAAGAAUUCAGUGCAGAUAAACGACCUCUCUCCAGACACCACCUACAUGUUCAGAGUCCAGGCACUGAGUCCAGAGGGGAACCCAGGCAGCUACAGCAUGGAGCACGAAUUUCACACCUCACCAUUAGCUGAGUCUCAGAUCCAGAAUAACUCCACUAUUGUGAUGGGCGCGGUGGUGGGAGUAGCCGUCAUGCUGCUCGUUGUGGUGGCGGUCCUGCUUCUGCGUAAACGGAGGCUGAGCUCGCGUGGCAGAGGAGGACCAGAGGAUCCCUACUUUUCGACAGAUCAACUGAAGCCUUUGAAAACAUAUGUCGACCCGCAUAUGUACGAAGACCCCAACAUCGCCAUUCAGAAGUUCGUCACUGAAAUCGACCCAAGCUUUAUCUCCAAACAAAAAGUAAUCGGGGUGGGAGAAUUUGGAGAGGUGUUUCGUGGCGUGAUGAAGUCCCCAUUGCGAGGCGAAGUUGCUGUGGCGAUCAAAACUUUAAAACCGGGAUACUCAGAAAAGCAAAGACAGGACUUUCUGAGCGAAGCAAGCAUCAUGGGACAGUUCUCUCAUCCCAAUAUUAUCCGACUGGAAGGAGUGGUCACAAAAUUCAAACAUGCAAUGAUCGUGACAGAAUACAUGGAGAAUGGUGCUCUGGACACUUAUCUAAGGGACCGUGAUGGAGAGCUCCCUUCCUAUCAGCUUGUGGGAAUGCUCAGAGGAAUCGCAGCCGGAAUGAAGUACCUUUCCGACAUGAACUACGUGCACAGGGACCUGGCAGCGAGAAAUGUCCUGGUCAACAGUAACCUGGAGUGUAAAGUGUCCGACUUCGGCCUGUCCCGGGUGCUAGAGGACGACGCUGAGGGGACAUAUACAACCAGGGGAGGCAAAAUACCCAUUCGCUGGACAGCCCCUGAGGCCAUCGCAUACAGGAAGUUCACCUCCGCCAGCGACGUGUGGAGUUUUGGCAUUGUUAUGUGGGAAGUGAUGGCUUUUGGGGAACGCCCAUACUGGGACAUGAGCAACCACGAGGUCAUGAAGGCAAUCAAUGAGGCCUUCAGACUGCCUGCUCCCAUGGACUGCCCCUCUGCCAUUUAUCAGCUCAUGCUCCAGUGCUGGCAACACGACCGCUCCAACCGACCACGCUUCACUGACAUCGUCAACAUUUUAGACAAAUUGCUCCGAAGCCCAGAGUCCCUGAAAACCAUUGCAGACUUUGAUCCACGAGUGUCUAUCCGCCUGCCCAGUACCAGCGGCUGUGAUGGCACCAUGUUCAAGUCUGUGCCCGAAUGGUUGGACUCCAUCAAAAUGGGCCAGUAUUCGGACAGCUUCGCCCGCGCGGGGGUCACCAGCAUGGACCAAGUGCUCAGUCUGCGGCAUGAAGACAUCAGAAAUAUCGGAGUGCGACUGCCCGGCCACAUGAAGAGGAUAGCCUACAGCAUCCUGGGCCUGAAAGACGAGACCAGCUCCCUCAGCGUGUUUGCCGUGUGAUCUGAGCAUUCCUCCAAAUCAAAGUGCACUGACCGACCAUGCCAUUUCACUCAUCGAGGAAGAGGACGAGGAGAGGGGCACACGUGGGGGGCUGGAAGCAUGACGCCAGCCCAGGGUGACCACUGCAAAAUGCCCACUUUACAAAUGAUGCCACAACCUUGGUCAAGCAAAUAAGCACAUGACACGCAUUUAAUAUCACAGAAGAGAAACUGGAAAUUAGAAUUGGAAAUUAGGACGUUGUUUUGAUUGAUAUACUUGGUUUAGCGUUUGUCUAAGUGGGUAUUCCAUAAUGCUUUGAGAUAUGUUGUCACAGUCUAUUUUUAGCAACUUCGAAAAGUGCUAUUGACAAGCUAUUGAAUGUGUUUGUGUGUUGGAAGAUGGACAGAUGGACUUAAAUUUGACACUCACUGAUAAAAACUGCAAUAACACUACAUAUAUUUCAGUUUGUAUCAGUGGUAAUGCACAGUAAGAUACAAAUCGCAAUAGGCGCCAACUCAAGUAGUAUUUAUCAACAUAUGAGUACAUUUUGAUGGUCUUAAAAUAAGAUUUGCUGAUGGAAGAAGCAUAAAAUGUCUUGUUUUACAUUUUCUGUAUUUUUUAUUUUAUUUCCAGUGCAAAAGCCAGUACACCCAAAAAAUCUAAAAUAUUAUCAUGUUUGUAAAUCUCACUUUUUACACAAGUCAUGAGGCAUCAGUGGAAAAGUUGGGCAUUCCCUAAAUAAGUGGGACGGUGGACAGGCGGUCACCCUACACCCGCCUCAGCAUGAACUGAUGAACUGUUUUCCCUUUUGCACAAUAUUAAGACUGAAAAAAGGGACUCCUCCAAGCCACUCAGAAAUGACUGACUUUAAAUAAAAAAGAAACACUUAUGUACUUUAUGAUAACUGAAGAAAGUAAUUUAAAUAUGUAAAAGUAAUGUGUAUAUUGUAUAUUUUUGAGACUUCAUAGUGGUGCUUGGUAUAUACAGUAGAUAUUGACUGAAAUAUUAAACUCUGUGAGAUUAAGGGGCUACUUUUUCCAAGCACUCAUUGUCUUAUAUAGAUUUUUAAGUAGUAUUUUUGCUACGCCAGUUUUUACAACAUUUUUGAUCAUCUUUUUGAUAAAUAAUGGAAUAAUAUUUUUCCACUCAGGGCGAAGAAUCAAACAUUCUUACUGUUUGUAGUUUCAAUUUUCUUCAUGUUUUUUCCUUUUUGUUUACAUUGUGUCUUAUAACUGUUCAUUUUAUUUAAUAUUUAUUUUAUAUUUAUGUUGUAUGUUACAUGAAAACAACUUUUGACACAUUAA